This is a messenger RNA of Saccostrea echinata, 810 nucleotides long. Its product is annotated as L-arabinose isomerase-like. Gene Ontology annotation, cellular component: cytosol; cytoplasm. The record is from RefSeq and is a predicted model, not a curated record. Gene Ontology annotation, molecular function: L-arabinose isomerase activity. Lineage: Eukaryota; Metazoa; Mollusca; Bivalvia; Ostreida; Ostreidae. The transcript has a single exon. The coding region runs from base 1 to 810 and encodes 269 amino acids.
AUGGACUACAUGAAUCUGCACCAGUCGGCUCAUGGCGGGCGGGAGUUCGGUUUUGCGGCCAGCCGCCUGCGCAAAAGCCGCCAUGUUAUCGCAGGCCACUGGCAGGACCUGGAAAUACAGCGUGAAUUUGCCGCCUGGGCCAGAGUCGCACGGGGUUGGGCGGAGUCGCAAACAUGCCGCGUGGCACGCUUUGGCGACAACAUGCGCAAUGUCGCUGUGACCGAAGGCGACAAAGUCGAAGCCCAGAUCCAGCUGGGCUGGCGCGUCGAUGGUUAUGGCCUGGAUGAUUUAUACCGCGCAAUGGAUGAGGCCCAGGAUCAGGUACCGCAAAUCGUCGAAGCCUGUCUGGAUGAAUACAAUGUUGCAGCAGAAUUACAAAAGGGCGCGAGCCAGCACCACGCACUGGUCGAAUCCGCCCGGAUCGAAGCCGGGAUACGCCAUUUUCUGGUGCAAGGGAAUUUUUCUGCAUUCACCACCACGUUUGAAAAUUUAGGGAACUUGCCACAGUUGCCGGGGCUGGCGGUACAGCGCUUAAUGAAGGAAGGUUAUGGCUUUGGUGCCGAAGGCGACUGGAAAACAGCCGCGUUGUUAUAUAUCGUCAAGGUCAUCGGACUGAACCAGGAGGGUGGUGCUUCUUUUAUUGAGGAUUAUACCUACCACUUCGGCGAAGAAGCCGCCUGCCUGGGGGCCCACAUGCUGGAAGUCUGCCCCAGUAUUACCACAGAGCAACCGAUCUCGGUAUCUUCCCCUGGGCAUCGGCGGCAAAGCCGACCCUGUGCGUUUGCUUUUUGGUGCCAGUCAUCAGGUUAA